AUGGAUACACUUACCGAUGAGCAGCGAAAGAAGUUUGAUGAAAGCUAUGGGCAACGUCGACAUGAAUUACCUGUCUGUCCAAGAUGUGGAAAUAAGAAUGAUGUGGUUCCGGCAGUACGUGGUCGACCAACGCGAGAACUAGCAUUAUAUGCAGAUGAAGGUCAUGUAAAACUCAGUGGGUGUACGGAAGGCUACCAAGGAUGGUGUAAGAAGUGCCAACACUUCAUUUAG
Molecule: messenger RNA, 231 nt
Organism: Adineta ricciae
Lineage: Eukaryota; Metazoa; Rotifera; Eurotatoria; Adinetida; Adinetidae
Source: the annotation of a GenBank genome assembly